CUGGAGCUCUGUGCUUUUUCUCCCAGACAGGAUCUGCAGAAUAAUGGAGUCGCAUCACACAGCAGCUCUCAGUGUCUUCAGCACAGCAGACUUCACACUGGAGCUCAUUUAAACCCGGGAUGUAUAAAUUACUCUAAAGUUUUCUCGACUUUUCACCUUUUUUUUAAUAUACAGCACAAGGUCUUCUUUCAUACGUUUUUCUGCGUCAUUUAUUUUUAUGUCGUCUGACCUUUCCCGUGUUUUUAUGUUUAUCUGAGGGGGAUUCACAGACCCACCAUGGUCUCUCCUACAUAAAUCAACUUUUUUUUCCUAUGACUGCAGGCUGCUCCGUGUUUACCUAUAUGAAGGGAUGGGAGGAUCUCACUUGGUCUUGCAGAAGGCUGUAACUAGAUUUUUUGGGAGCGGGCAUGGACCAGUGCGGUGCUCCGUGCACAGAUGGGCGUUGUGGAGGUAAACGCAGCCUCGGAUGAAGUGAGCAGCUCCGGUUCUUCUGUUUUCGGGCUGUGCGUCAUGGGCUGAGCUCCUGCGAUGACCCUUUUCUCCGUAAAGCUGUUUUGAGUUAUCCGAGGAUGGACGACGGAGACGGAUAAAGACUUAUCGGACAGACAGAGUUCAAAUAUCUUCACCUUUACCCGAGGAAACUGCGCGCGCACGGAGGCGCACCGGAGCCUUGGAGCGCACCAGACUGGAGCUGGAGCGUCAGACAGAUUUCUCUCAAUCCGAGGUUGUUACAGUGGAGUUUGGUUGUUGAGUUGAGUUUUAUAGAUAGAUAGAUAUAUCUUCAAGUAGUGGUUUUAUAAAGACAUUUCCCUCUAGAUCUGUUCAAUUAAAUGAGUCUAAAUAAUACAUGACCAUGCGUCUUUGUGCGUCUGGAGUUAAAAUAGACGGUCCCGUGAUUGGACAUUGUUAUAAAAUGACUUCAGCAGAAUAAAUGAUGUGGUUUUAGUUGGUUUGACCGGGACACGCUGUUACAGUUGGAUACUUGGCUUCGGGUUCAUUGGUUUAACCCUCAGGUGUAAAUGUUAAAUCAUUUUACGCACACUUCACUUCGUGUUUGGCUUUGAGGCUCCGCUCAGUUUGACCCCACCAGAGACCCUCGUCUCCUCCACCCUCCACCAUGUGGCUCCCCCGCCUUGCGCUGCUGCUGCUGCUCCGGUUCUCCGGUGUGUCGCCGGUGGACGGACUCAACACGUGUCAGACCAUAAACCUGGACGCGCAGAAGUCGCGGCGCAUCCAGGCCGUGCGCGGACAGAUCCUCAGCAAGCUCCGCAUCCGCAGCCCGCCGGACGACGACGACGAGCAGCCGCCGCCGCGCCCGGUGCCACCGGAGGUCAUGCUGCUGUACAACAGCACGCGGGAGCUGCUCAAGGAGCGUGCGCGUCUGGCCGAGUCCACGUGCGAGCGCGAGAGCAGCGAGGAGGAUUAUUACGCCAAAGAGGUUCAGAGGAUCGACAUGAAGCCUCCACAUGCUACUGACACAAACGCAGUGCAGCCGGACGCACCCAACCCCCACCACAGAGUCGUGCACUUCGACGUGAGUGGAGUCGACCUGACCAACAGCACCCUGGUUAUCGCUGAGUUCAGGAUCUUCAGAGCUCCCAACCCGCAGGCCCGGGCCUCAGAGCAGAGAGUGGAGAUCUAUCAGCUGCUGAAGCCCGAUGAGGACAGCACCUCCACUCAACGUUACAUCGACUCCCGCACCGUUCAGCCCAGGGCCAAGGGAUCCUGGAUCUCUGUGGACGUCACAGAGACCAUUAAGGACUGGUUAUCAGACACAGAGAACAAUCUGGGCCUGAAGCUGGGCGUCCACUGUCCCUGCUGCACCUUCGUCCCGUCCACCAACAACAUCGUUCCCAACAAGAGUGAGGAGCUGGAGGCCCUGUUUGCAGGUGUUGAUGACGAGCAGCUUCGCCAGUUCAGAAAACCCGGUCAGGUCAAAGGUCAGGCGGAUUUCAGCUCCAAGACGCCACACCUCAUCCUCACCCUGCUGCCCAGUGACAGAGUCGACAACCCGACCAAGAAGAACCGCAAGAAGAGGGCGGCCGCCACAGAGACCACAACCUGCUCCCGUGGCUCAGACCAGGGCUGCUGCUUGCGCUCGCUCUACAUCGACUUCAGGCGUGACCUCAACUGGAAGUGGAUCCAUGAGCCCAAAGGUUACAAAGCCAACUUCUGUGCCGGCAACUGUCCUUACCUCUGGAGUGCCAACAACCACUACAACAUGAUCCUGCCCCUGUACAACAAGCUGAACCCUGAGGCCUCCGCCUCGCCCUGCUGCGUCCCUCAGGACCUGGAGCCGCUCACCAUCAUGUACUUCAUCGGCCGCACACCUCGUGUUGAGCAACUCUCCAACAUGGUCGUCAGGUCCUGCAAGUGCCGCUGAGGGAGGAGAGCUCGGAGAUAGAGGUCAGGGGGGGCAGACAGGAGAGGAAUGAUUACUGGACUAAAAAAAACAUCAACAAACUGCUUCGCUCGGGGGGAAAUAACAGACGAGGACAGACGGAUGGAUCCUGUGUUCAUUAAUCUAGUUUGAUAGACUUUAGCAGACUUUUUCCAAAUACCUGGAUUUUUUUCUCCAUUUCUUUUCAGGCUUGAGAACGUAUCAGAUCAUUUUACUUCAUUUUCUGGAACUUUCCAUCUGAUAUAGGACACUGUAAAUAUGACACAUAACUCUAUUAAAUCUGUAUUUGGACAUCAAAAACAGGCUGUUGUGUGAUUUGGCUACAUUUGCUGCUGCAUAAGAAAGAACCUUUUUAUCAGGAUUUUGAUUUCACCUCGGUUGUGUUGCUGCGGCCGUGGGCAGCCAGACAUGUGCUUGUUUGCUUUAGGUUUCAAGGUGUUGAUUGGGAGGAGGCGUCGUGGAAAGGUUUUUGCAGACGGAGAUCUUUAGGCGAGGGAGGCAGGCAGCAGAUAGAAAAGAGAGAGAGGAGCUGUGUCCAGGCAGAGGCCCUGCCAGCCCUCUGCGGUCCCGGGCUGAAAUCUGCCCGGCGUAAACAGGAUGUGAAAGGUUUCCAGACACCGAGCCGACCACUCACGGAACGCUACAUUUAAAUGCUCCCCUCAUCUCCUCUGUCUCUCACUCCCUCUCUCUCUCUUGCUGCUGCUGCUCGAGGUUCUGGGAUUUGUGGUGGGAGGAGAGACAGAGAAAUAGAGGCUUUGAAAAUGAGACGUGGGAUGAUAGGGCUGCAUUUGGAAUGGCUACAAGUUUGGAAGGUGGUAUUUUGCAGCCUUAGCAAAUUUGUAACUGUUUGGGUCGGGCUCAAAAAUUCUGUAAUCACACACUCUGCUCAUUUUCUCAAUGUAUGUUUAUUAUCUUAUUGUAAAAAGCUGUUGACUCAUAGCUGUUCUUAUGCUAUGAUUAUAUUCUGUCAUACCUAUGUUUAUCAUCAAUCUCUCUGAUAAACACACACACACACACACACACACACAAAAACACAGGCACACACCCAAGUAUCCACAUCGACCACUUUUGAUAGAAUGUCUAAAUGCUGAAAAUAAAAAACAUCCCCAGGGCUCAUUUUAAAAAUAGGGCCUCUGGUAUGCAAGUGGUUUGUGUGCGUGUGUGUACAAGAUGUGUGUGUCUGUAUGUGUCUGAGUGUAUCUAAGUGUGCGCGUGCUUGUGGCUGGUGAGGUCAUGCGCGAUAGCUCAGAAAAUAUCCCCUGUAUUUUAUUGUGUAUUGUGUUGUAUGUAUUUUAGAUCUUGAGGAGUGUGUGUUUGUGUGUGUGUGUGUGUGUGUGUGUAUGCUUGCACGAAUAUCUUUGUGAGGACCAUGUUGAGAAUAGACCUUACAGAGUGAGGACAUUUUGGGUGGUCCUCACUUUUCAAAGAGCUGUUUGAGAGAUAUGACUUUGUUAGAACUGAUAUUACUUAGUCAGGGUUAGGCAUUUCGUUGCAAAGGUUACUGUAGGGGUAUAGGGAAUGCAUUCUGUCAAUGAGUGUCCUCACUAAGAUAGAAGACAAAUAAAAGCGUGUGUUUGGUUCAGGUAUUUCUCAUGUUGUGUGGACCUACAUCUGUUAUCACACAUUAUGGGGACUUGUCUUCCUUUAUAGGUGAAUGUAUGUUUUUAAGUUGAGGCUGAGGUUAAACUUUAAAUUUGGGUUAAGAUUCAGGGUAAGGGUUAGGUUUAGGCAAGUAGUAACGCUUAGAGUAAGUCAGAGCAAUUAAAUAAAGAACACAACUCUCUGUGUGUGUGUGGGGGGGGGGGAUAUCUAUCUAUAGGUAUGAAGGCCAAGUUUGGUCCUAUACCAUCAUUCUGAGGACAUUUUCACGUUGUGAGGACAUUUUGGCUGUUCCUCACAAAUUAAAUUGGCUUUUUGAAGGUUAAGACUUGGUUUUAGGGUUAGGGUUAGAAUUCGGUUUAGGUUAGGGUUAGGCAUUUAGUUGUGAUAAUUAGGGUUAGGGUAAGGGGCUAGGGAAUGCUUUAUGUCAAUGAGAAAUUUCACAACUAUAUAGAGAUACACAUAUGUGUGUGUGUGUGUGUGGAUAGUGAAGUUUGAGCUGAAAAGGAAGCAGCCCAGUCUGACUAAUACUUGGUCAUCAAAAGGGCAUCCAGUUGUGGAUCUAUUAACAGACUCUGUGGUUUUCAUGCAAUUAGUCAAAUGAUUGCGCAGCCACAUAAAAUACUGGGUUCUGAUUGGCUGCCAAGUGCUUGUUAAAGUAACGUGAACGUCUCAAAUAUCGAAAUAACAACAAAGUUAAAUACUCAAAGUGCGUUAAAGGGUUAGGUAACACAUUUUCUCAUUUAACUCUAAUAACAUAAUUAUGGUUUGUUUCAUAUUCAGUGGAGGUAAAUGGGAUUAUUUUUAAUACAUUCUUGUAACAGUUUCAAUGAAAAGUGUUAGAGUUAGAUAUUCAAAUCAUGUUUCUGCAGAGACUCCAGGAAUUUCACAGUGAUGUUAACACAACAAACAAAA
Messenger RNA from Pleuronectes platessa (European plaice), 4915 nucleotides. It is a transcript of the gene tgfb5, whose product is annotated as transforming growth factor, beta 5. NCBI's taxonomy places the organism in Eukaryota, Metazoa, Chordata, Actinopteri, Pleuronectiformes, Pleuronectidae. Gene Ontology annotation, biological process: SMAD protein signal transduction; regulation of cell population proliferation; BMP signaling pathway. Gene Ontology annotation, cellular component: extracellular region. Bases 1118 to 2383 code for a protein of 421 amino acids. Gene Ontology annotation, molecular function: type III transforming growth factor beta receptor binding; type II transforming growth factor beta receptor binding; growth factor activity. The transcript has 7 exons. The record is from RefSeq and is a predicted model, not a curated record.